CGGCCACUCCUUCACGUCUGAUUACAUCGGCAAUGGAAGGCCUCUCCAGCUGCCCGUUGAUGAAGCUGCCCUAUGAAAUACGACAAUCCAUCUACGACCUCUACUACGCUGAAGCCUCCGAUCUUGUCUUCGGCGUCACUAACAGUAACCGCCUUCGCGUACAUCUCUGGUGCAAAGGCCUUCUCAGUCUACCCCUGGUCUGCAAAGAACUAUACGCCGAAACACUCCCGCUCAUCUAUAGCCAGCCUUGCCUCACUUUCCACGGAUCCUUGGCAUUGUCCCUGUUCGCCAAGAGCGUUCCGCGUCAAAACCUCGCAUGCAUCAGAACCCUCCAUCUUAUAUCUACGCCCUUCAAGGAAAGUCCGCCCGCCAAGGGAAGUCCCCGCAGCCUGGUGAAUGUCGAAUGGCUGCAAGCGUGCGGAAUCCUCGCAGAUCUUGCUGGACUUCGACGCCUCGAGAUCGCUGUGGAUGGAGGUGUCUAUUUACUGGACCCAACGGACCGAUAUGGAAGGCGCAGAAGCAUGCCUGAGCCAUCUGAGAAGAUAUUCCGGAGCGCGUUCGAUCCACUCGUUGCCAUUUCGGCCCCCGUCGACUUUGACGUGUACCUCUAUUGGUCGAAGAAGCCCGCCAAAACGCCCUUUUUCGAUCAUCCUGUCCCAUUUCGCCUUUGGCACAACAAUAAGCAACUGCAAUAGAGGCGGUAUACUGCUAACAGCGGCCGUUGAACGGCACUCGAGUCUUUUGAAACCUUGGGUGGAGUAAGAUCGGGCAUGUCUUAGGUCGUGUGGUCGAAGGCGGUGUGCAUUAAUGAUUAACGAGCUCAAUCUCUACAUCUACGAAUCGCAAGACAUUCCCU
Molecule: messenger RNA, 856 nt
Organism: Neohortaea acidophila
Lineage: Eukaryota; Fungi; Ascomycota; Dothideomycetes; Mycosphaerellales; Teratosphaeriaceae
Exons: 2
Coding region: 33-695 (220 amino acids)
Source: RefSeq, a predicted model, not a curated record